CAUCGACCAUCCUCCUCAACAUUGAUAUCACGCAUUGACGGCCUCGACCUCCACGAUGCCGCCCAUUACACUCCCUUCUCGUCUUCUCGCCCUCCCCGCAGCGCUCCGCUCCCUCGCCUUCAAAUCCUCCAUCCAACCGGUUCAGUCCAUCUCCCGAUCAUACGCCACGUACAACACCAACGCAUCCGGCACUCCUCAACCUCAGUCCUCCGUCAACGACACCGAAGUCACCCACUUCAAUGCCCUCGCCAGCACGUGGUGGGAUCCACACGGCAGCAGUCGACUUUUACAUCUCAUGAAUCCACUGCGGCAUGACUUUAUAGGGAAAUGUCUUGGACCAAAUGCAUCGAUACACAAGAGCGGGAAGGGAUUGAGAGUUUUGGACAUUGGCUGUGGAGGUGGCAUAUUUGCCGAGUCCGCAGCGAGAAGACAGGAUGUGGAAAGUGUAACAGCUAUCGAUCCGAGUCCAGAGGUGAUUGCCAUUGCAAAACAACACCGCAGACAUGACCCUCACCUCAUGCAACCUGGCAAACUGGAUUAUCGCAACGUCGCGAUUGAAGGCCUGAAAUCCUCCGAUCACGAAGGUUUCGACAUAAUCUCCGUCUUUGAGGUGAUCGAACACAUCCAAUCUCCCUCCGCAUUUCUGGAACAGGUCCUACCUCAUCUCAAACCAGGCGGAUGGCUUGUAGGGUCUACAAUCGCACGUACUGGAACGAGUUGGUUCACGACAAAGUUCAUGGCUGAGGAUGUGCUGAGGAUUGUGCCGAGAGGGACGCAUGAGUGGAGCCAGUAUAUCAACCCGGGAGAAAUGAGGGAAUGGGCGAGGAGUCGGAAGGAGCUGGAUGUGGAUGUGGGUGGUGACGGGUGGAGGCAGAUGGGUGUUGUGUAUGUGCCGGGCUUGGGUUGGAGGGAGGUCAAUGGCAGUGAGAGUUGGGGCAACUACUUCUUUGGAGCAAGGAAGAGGAUAGUCGCGGAAUCGGGGAAGGAGUAGAUACUGCGGGAGACACGCCUGGGCCCGACUGGACGGAGAACGUAAUUUAGGCCAUGUCUACAGGACUUUGCAUAGACUCACCUCUUGGAUGGACGCCGGAAGACAACUCCAUCGAGGGUCCCGUUGGGGGAUUAUGAGAUCUGCACGGCGCCAUGGACUUUGAGCUUAGCAGACAGCACAGCCACCUCUCCGUUCAUUGCUCGGACUUCGACGCAGAGGCACUAGACAUAUCUGAAGAGCGCAGCGGGUCCACGGGACACACAGUUGGGUUCAAACUCGAAGGGCAUGUGGAUCUGAUCCGCUACAGACCUUGAGCUUGCCACGGCCAGACUAUUGGUUUCGGAUGUCAGAAACUGCAGGAGAUCGAGAAUUGGUCACGUGCUAUACCCGCAUAGCCCACCUCCGGCACCGAUUUCCACUCUGAACUACGCUCGUUAGUCACGAAUUCGUGCUCUUCCCGCUUUCGUCGCAGAAGGUACUUCGUAAGUAUCACGCCAGCAGGCCACGCUUGCCCUCUAUUGCCUUUUGCGAGGUCCUCGUGCAGGAGCAGUCCAGGGUCCAUCAGGCCAUCGAAGUCGACAAUCGUUGUUAAGGGCGCCUUGUGUGCCGCACUGCCCGACUGAGCAGUACCAGGUGGCUGGCGAGUCGCAAAGAACGACGAAGCUCAUAUGAUUCAUAAUCAUCUUACGGUGCUGCAGCAACAUGCGGCAAUCGUCGCUGUAGAUCACGGUCGCAGUAGCGGAUACCGGCACUGCGUUGGAUGAUCGCUGGUAGCUCAGGUGUUUAGCCUUUGCAAGACCUCGGACCUGCGUUGUCGUUCGACUUCCGACUCCGAACAAUGUGCGGGGCGGGCAACAUCAAAGUAACGCAUACAUGCGCAGUGUUGUUGUAUAAGUGUACGAAGGCAGCUGAUUCCACUGAUUUGCCUUCGAUCCCAAGCAUCCACCAUAUUCACAAUCAUG
Messenger RNA from Zymoseptoria tritici IPO323, 1953 nucleotides. RefSeq lists its product as uncharacterized. Gene Ontology annotation, biological process: ubiquinone biosynthetic process. The record is from RefSeq and is a predicted model, not a curated record. Gene Ontology annotation, molecular function: 2-methoxy-6-polyprenyl-1,4-benzoquinol methyltransferase activity. The coding region runs from base 56 to 991 and encodes 311 amino acids. NCBI's taxonomy places the organism in Eukaryota, Fungi, Ascomycota, Dothideomycetes, Mycosphaerellales, Mycosphaerellaceae. The transcript is spliced from 2 exons.